Molecule: messenger RNA, 2543 nt
Organism: Manduca sexta (tobacco hornworm)
Lineage: Eukaryota; Metazoa; Arthropoda; Insecta; Lepidoptera; Sphingidae
Product: oxysterol-binding protein-related protein 11
Source: RefSeq, a predicted model, not a curated record
ACGCAUAUAAGCACUUGUCAAAAUUAUAAAAACCAUUUUUCGAUUUCGAUUUUGUAAACAUUUCUAUUUUAGUUUUAUAAAUAAUGAUGAAGACAACCAGCCUGGGAUCCAACAGGCCUCUGUCUGGACAACUGUAUAAAUACACAAAUGUAAUGAAAGGCUGGCAGCAGAGAUGGUUCGCAGUGGAUCCUGAGACUGGUGUUUUGUCAUAUUAUUUGUUUGAUGGACCUGGCGACACGAUCCAGCCCGGACAGCCUGCAAGGGGGGAAGCACACCUAGCAGCUGCAGUGAUAUGUCCAAGUGACGAAGACUCGCGCACAUUCACAAUAAACUGCGCAUCCGGAGACAUGCUGAAGCUAAGAGCGACGGACGCGCGGGCACGGCAGGAGUGGGUCAACGGGUUAAGAGCAAUCGCCGAAAUACACACUAAAGCAAUGGGUGCAAACCCACCAUUACAACCAAGAGAACAGUUGGCAGUACAUGAUGCAAUGGCUUCAGCUAGACAGCAGUUACAAGCCACUGAAUUGAGUGAUGCUGCUCUUGCCAGGAGUAUUGAAGCUUCAGAUUCACCAUUCCCACACACAGAUCCUGAUUUAUUGCUUUUAAAGGCCACCUCAGCAGCUAGUAUGCAGUGUCUCCUUCAAUGCCUCGGCAUACUACACCGCCAGCAACAAUACGCCACCGUUAGUGUGUCCAGCAAACAUUCGGACAGCGACCACCACUAGCUUUUACCAUAUGUACUACAUAUGUAUAUCCACACUUGUGUUUUUCAUUGUGCAGAUUGUGCCGUAAUGCGAACAGAAUUUACAUAUUGUAUAUAAUGUUAUUUGUAAAAUAAUAAAGUAGUACUUGUAGAUAAAACCUAUUGAAUUGGGGCUACAAAUUAAUUUUACAUAUAUUUAUGGACAUAAAUAGUUGAUUAUAUUUUGUCAUUGAAAUAGAUGGUGUAAAGUUAGCAUUACAUGUGACUUAUUUGCUUGACUGGCCUUAUUUUACUUAAAAUUUUGAUAACAUUCAAUCGAAAUGAAAGUACACAGGUGUGGACAUAACUUAUCAAUAGUGUACACUUAAUUUAUAAAUAUUGUACGGCGGCUAAGUAAUGACUGCCCUGAAGCUAGCCAUAAGUGGUGAUUCUUCAUUAUAGGGACCAGCGUUGUGUGCGUGACAAGGAAUUGAGAGUAGAUAUCGUGUCUCUGAGCGGCCGUACUGUACUAAUUGCGGAACGAAUUUUUUGGCAUCAGCGUAAUCAUGGUUAUGUGAAAAAGCAACUGAAUGUAUCAUAAUGACGAACAUAUUACCAUGCAGUAAUAUGUUAUACUGUAUAGAGAAGUAUAUCAAUGUUAACACGGACUCAAUUCGAUGCGGACAUUGCAUUGCGGUUGGCGUAAAUUCCUGUAAGAACCUAGAUAAUAUAAAGUAUGUAAUUUGUAAAAGUGCCGCGUCAGAAUAACAAAGUGCACACUUGUUUACAGUGACGCUCCUUGUAACUUGCCUGCCUUUCUGAUCUCAUAUUGCGUUGGAAAUUCCUGAUUUUUUUAAAUGUUAUAGUCAACCUAUAUACAGUUUGAUUUUUAACCUCUGUCUCUUUACAUGCGGUAUGUUAUGAACAGACAUACAAGCGUAGAUUCUAAAUAGUUGUUCCGUUAUUAUUGUAGAAAUUAUAUUUUAUCAGGUACUUGUAUAAUGUGUAUGAAAAAUUAAUUUGUGUUGUAAUUGUGCUACAAAUAGAUUUUGGUUGUGGUUCUCGAGUUGCUAUUGCUUGCGAAAACGAUAUAUCAUGUUAAUUGAAGAUUCUGGUAUCUAUAAUAUAUGCCAAUAUAAUGGAUAACAAUAAUUAUCAACAACACAUAUUUAAAUCUCGCAAUGGCUCUAAGAUUUAUUAGAACACACAUAGUUACAUAUCUUAUAGUUAAUCCAGUCUUUCCAUAGACUUUUAAGACAAUGUUAGGGCAAAAGCUCCCUUGUUCAAGCUUUAUAGUUUAUUUGUAAAUUAAGGGCCUAUUUCACAAUGUCUGAGUAGUAUAAGACAACCACAUACUAGGGAAGUUCCCACAUAAAUGGAAUACAAAACAGUACAUACAACAUUAUCUGCCUUACACAUUAAGUAGCGGACAAGUUAUUUGAACAUUGUGAAACAAGCCUUAAGUGACAGGAAAACUUAACAACUUUACAUAGAACAGUUUUCUGAUGCAUGUUAGUUCAUAAGCUCAUAAAACGUUUAUUGGACAUUCUUGCUCUCACGGAUUCAAUUAUGCACUUAUACCGUCGCGAUAAAUUUCUCAGAAUUGUAGACCUGUAGCAAACUAGCGGCAGUUAGGCUUUCAAGUGGUUUUUGCUCAGUUUUUAUAAGAAUUACUUUAUUAUUUAUUUCUUAAAUAUAUACAGGAUACCUAUGUAUUUAAAAUUGCGUAUUGUUAGCUCUAUGGUGGACUUUUAUUGUUCCAAAGUGUAUAGUGGUAGAUAUCCAAGUUUUCCUUUUUCGAACGGACUGCUUAUUUGGACGUUAUUUAACUGUAAAUAAAUAAUUUAUAUUAUGCCUUAAA